Molecule: messenger RNA, 3443 nt
Organism: Scomber japonicus (chub mackerel)
Lineage: Eukaryota; Metazoa; Chordata; Actinopteri; Scombriformes; Scombridae
Gene: alcama
Product: activated leukocyte cell adhesion molecule a
Exons: 16
Coding region: 167-1840 (557 amino acids)
Biological process (GO): cell adhesion
Cellular component (GO): plasma membrane
Source: RefSeq, a predicted model, not a curated record
UCCCUCAUUUACACACUGACGCGGGUAUCUUUCGGACUUUCCGCACCACUCUCAAAGAAGAGAAGCACCUCUGCCGGCUGUAUUUAACCAGCUCACACCGACCUGCGCUGCUCGUUCACUGAAGCUCAGCAGACACAUCCACCAGCCUGAAAACUACUUUAUAAGGAUGGAUUCAACCGCUGUACUGUUACUGGCUCUCAUGAGCGCCAGCACUCUUCUCCUAGUGCAGGGGAAUGUGAUUGCCUUGUAUGGCGAGACCAUCACUGUACCAUGCAACGGUGGAGCUGCACCUCCAGAUGAUCUAAUGUUCGUCAAAUGGAAAUAUGAGAAAGAUGAUGGCACUGGCGACUUGCUCAUCAAACAGGCACAUAAGGACAAAGCCACAGUUCAGGCUACUGAUGAUUAUGCUCAGCGGGUCAGUAUCGAUGACAAGUUCAGUCUGCUCAUCGACCAGGCCACACUCAAAGACCAGAAGACCUUCACCUGCAUGGUGGUGUCAGGAGUCAACCUCAUGGAGUAUCCUGUCACUGUUGUUGUUCACAAGAAACCAUCAUCAGUGGAGAUCAUGGACAAGGCUGAUAUAUUGCAGAAGGACAAAACCACAACGGUGGGAACAUGUGUUGCGGCAGAUGCAAACCCUGCAGCUACUAUCACUUGGACUAAGAAUGGAAACCCCCUGGUAGCUGAUGGGAAAGCCAUUCUGAUCACUCCUAGCAUGAAGGUGGAUCCAGCCACAGGCCUGUCCACCACCUCCUCCACCCUGCAGUAUGCCGCCACCAAGGAGGACAUAGACGCAACCUUUAGCUGCAAGUCCACACAUGAGCAGGCCACUGAGGAGACCAAACUGGAUCCCUUUCCCAUUCACUAUCCGUCGGAGAAGGUUAGCCUGCAAAUUAUGUCCAAGAAACCCGUCAUGGAGGGAGAAAACGUGACGCUGAAGUGUCACGCUGACGGCAACCCCCCACCCAGCGCCUUCAUCUUCCACAUCAAGGAACAGAAAAUGCUGGUGAAAGAUUCGGACACAUACACUUUGACUGCCAUCAACAGAGAGGAUUCGGGUGAAUACAAAUGCUCUCUGGCUGACAAUGAGAAAAUGGAGGACUCCCAAAGCAUCGUUGUUAACUACAUGGACCUGAAUCUGAGUCCCACCGGGAAGGUUGUGAAGACAUGGGGGGACACAUUGUCUGUGAAGAUGGAGAAGAGCGCCUCGGGUGAAGCCAAAAUAUUAUGGACUAAGAAUGGAAAGUCAGUGAAUGAGCCUUCCUUUUCUAAGCUCACCUACGCUGAUGCAGGAGUCUACAAAUGUGAAGUGUCCAUGCUUGACCUGACACGAGAGCAGAGCUUUGAACUGGUUGUAGAAGGAAAGCCUAUGAUCACCAGCCUGACCAAACACCGUGCUGGUGAUGCCCAAUACAAAGUUCUGACCUGCGAGGCUGAGGGAGUGCCAGAGCCCAUCUUCCAAUGGAGUGUCAAUAGCUCAAAUGAGGAGAGCUCCUACAUCAAUGGCAAGGCCACCCAUAAAAUCACUGUGGUCCCCAAGGUGAACCUGACUGUCACCUGCACUGUCAGCAACAAGCUUGGCGAUGAUGUCAUGACGAUCAAUGUCUCCUCUGUUUUUAAAGAGGAGAAACAGGAAAGAGGCUCUCCAGAGGAUUCCGGGGACCAGGCGAAGCUCAUAGUUGGGGUGGUGGCAGGGCUCCUCAUAGCUGCUGCUGUGGUGGGACUCAUCUACUGGCUCUACAUGAAGAAUUCAAGACAAGGAAGCUGGAAAACUGGAGAGAAGGAGGUGGGGACAUCUGAGGAGAGCAAGAAACUGGAGGAGAACAAUCACACUGUUUAAAGGAGCUCAGGCUGUAAUGUGUGUGAUGAAAGAGAAGCAGUUGAAAGCAGCCUUGCAACAUCAAAAACACAGACUCCCAGUUGGCUGCUGACGCGCUCCAUCAGGCUCCACAUAAGCAGCAACAAUCAGAGAAAUGUUUCCACCAAGACCUGCCCACAGCCUGCUGUCCCACCUCACUGUUUGAAGUCUUUACUGAGGCUGCCUCGUGUUACUGUGUCAUUUUGUUUUUGUGUUCCUGGUGAAUGCUCCCUGUUAUGUUUUGUUCAGGAGAUUCCAUGAGGCUGUGUGGUGGAGGUUCUUCUUUUCUUUUUUUUUGUGGCUUUGGUUUUUCUUUUAUGAUCUUUUUUUUUUCUAAUUUGUUCUCAAAUUUCUUCAAAGAAUGUAAAUUCCUUUUUUCCACUUUUCAAGGCCUGUAUAACAAAUCCUAAUUAUGCGUGUGCCCUGGCUGAGCAUGCCGAUGUUUAUUUUUAUUUUGACUUUUUUGUGCGCUUUGUGUGGAGAAGCCUUUUGUUUGGCUGAGCUCAGAGAAAAAGACACUUCACUGCUGUAUAACCUUACUGAAAAUGUCCUCAAACUUUGCAGAAGAUAACCUCAACAUUUCUUGGCUUAUGUUCUCUGGUUUUGAAACACUGGCAAAUGAAUAUUUAGUCAAUGGAUUCCCACGACAGUAAGAGUCCUAGCUAUAGUCAUAAUAUUAAAUAAGGAACUGGAUGUACUGUGAAUUAUUUCUAUACAUGCAGUUUAUUCUAACUGUAAUCCAAAAAAAAAGCAAACUACUGUGUUUUAAAUUGCAUUUGUGCAGGUGUAAAUUGGUUAUGGGCAAAUGGAGCAUUUACACACACUCAACCACUAAUUCUUUGUUUUUGUACAUUUCUUCCCUAUUUCAGCCCCUUUCAUUUUGUUUUCUUUGAAGUCUCCAGAGGGACUUUUGGACUCAUUUAUGUUGCAGAUCAUUUUAAAAAGGAAGAAGUAGCGAAAAGGCGAGAAGUUAUCAGAAAAGCAACAAGUUGUAAGAAAUGCUAAAUUAUGUUCUGCCAUAAUGUUUCUUUUCUUCUUUUUUUGAAGUUGAUACUAAAAAUGACGUUGUUCACAUGUUGUUUGGUUUAAUACACUACAUUGUUGUCUUCAUGUCUUCACCUGGGCACAUGUCUGCUCUAUAGUUGAGACAUUAGUUUUUGGAGUAGAUUUCACAUUUUCUUUUUGGAAGAGCUUUACUGAAGCCAGGUCUGAAUGUUCUAUUUGUUUUGUUCUUUUUUUUUUUUGUGUGUAUUUGAUGUAUUUAUAUUCUGUGUGCAACCUACCUGGAUGGCUGUGCUGCAGCAUGCGAGAUAAUAAUAUUAAUCCUGCGUGGAAGGCAUCAUGUGUUGAAAAGGUACUGUAUGGUGGGAGAGUUACAUGAGAGUGAAUGAGGUAAUACAAGAUCCUCACUCACUCUCUGUGGUAUUGUAAUGAUGGUAUUUUAAGCUCAGUGAAGGAUAACCCAAACUGAAGACAGUGGUUGAGAGUAGCAGAUAGGAUGGGGUGUGUAAAGAUGAUGGCUCUCUGGGUUUACAGCAUUCUGCUCUUAUCCCAUAAUAAAACCCCACAGCAGUCCACCAAUAGG